Macrosiphum euphorbiae (potato aphid) is the source of this 318-nucleotide messenger RNA. The record is from the annotation of a GenBank genome assembly. Lineage: Eukaryota; Metazoa; Arthropoda; Insecta; Hemiptera; Aphididae.
AUGGUGUUUCGUGCCUGGACUCGGCUUAACCGAGUGAGGUGGUCGUUGUUCCUUGUGGCUGGCUCCGCGUCGCUGGUGGGUUACAGUCGUUGCGAGAAGUGCUUAGGUCGUCUACGGAUCAUGGGUUGUUUCCUCGGCGUCUGGGACUGCUACUGGUCGGCCGAAUCGGGCAGGCGUCAGUGUCCUCCGUCCUCGAGGUCUGGUGGUUACCCCGUCGGCGUCGUCGUGUCAGCUGCGUAUCGAGUAGAAGUCGUUGGGUUCGGUCUCGAUCGUGAGGUGGACUCGUCGAGGAUCAAUUACGCCGAUUCAGGUUCGUGA